Molecule: messenger RNA, 4022 nt
Organism: Silurus meridionalis
Lineage: Eukaryota; Metazoa; Chordata; Actinopteri; Siluriformes; Siluridae
Gene: foxk2a
Product: forkhead box K2a
Exons: 9
Coding region: 500-2302 (600 amino acids)
Biological process (GO): regulation of transcription by RNA polymerase II
Molecular function (GO): RNA polymerase II cis-regulatory region sequence-specific DNA binding; DNA-binding transcription factor activity, RNA polymerase II-specific; protein binding
Source: RefSeq, a predicted model, not a curated record
GUUCUAUUCUGGUCGUCUUUUUCUUCUUAUAUUAAAGUAAGUGGUUUAACAAUCCACUGAAGCUGCUUCUCACAGCACACCAUUAACAUGCGUGUCAGCCUGCCGGUGCAACCAAACCCCAACACAUUACACGCGCACAUACACAGUUUCCGGCUCUGGCCAAUAGGAAGCCGCAUCGCCGACAUCACCUGAAACGCGAUUGGUUCGCUACACCGUCGAUCACCGUUAGCCCCGCCCCAGUUGUUUGUUUGGUUCGGUUUUAUCCUGUCCUCUUUCUCUCUGUUGCGGCGGUGGGUUGGAGCCGCUGUCCCCGCACUGGCACGCGCCUCCGUUUUCAUAUCCAUCCUCUGAUUUGAUUCCCCCUAAGCCAAAUUGUUCCCCCCCAAAGAUUUCUACACCCAGCACCAAAAGUCAUCAGCCGAAAAAAAACAAAAGAACCGGCAUUUUAAGUCAAAAAGACUUAUUGGCAAUAGAAGAGGAAAAAAAAACACAAAAAAAGAUGGCGGGGACGUCGGGGUCGGCAGUGGCCCGGCUCGAGGGCCGAGAAUUCGAGUACCUGAUGAAGAAGCGCUCGGUGACCAUCGGCCGCAACUCGUCGCAGGGCUCGGUGGACGUGAGCAUGGGCCACUCGAGCUUCAUCUCGCGGAGGCACCUGGAGAUCUUCACGGCCGGCGAGGACGGCGCCGGCGGCGGCGACUUCUACCUACGGUGCCUCGGCAAAAACGGGGUGUUCGUGGACGGGGUGUUUCAGAGACGCGGGGCUCCUCCUCUCCAGCUUCCCCGAGUGUGCACAUUUCGCUUCCCCAGCACAAACAUCAAGAUCACGUUCACCGCCCUGUCCAGCAACAAGAAAGAUAAGAGGAACGCCCCAGAGUCCCCAGUGAAAGCCGUCCAGCCCCAGAUCUCCCCCCUGACUAUCAACAUUCCAGAUAACAUUGCCCACCUGAUGAGUCCUCUGCCCUCUCCCACCGGGACAAUCAGUGCUGCAAACUCGUGUCCAUCCAGUCCUCGAGGAGCAGGACUGUCCAGUUACAGAGUAGGGCGUGGGCUCACAGCCGAACUCAUUGGGGACAACUCCCAGUCUGAAAACGACAAAGAAGCCUCUGGAGGAGACAGUCCGAAGGAUGAUUCUAAACCGCCCUACUCAUAUGCACAACUGAUUGUCCAAGCAAUUACCAUGGCUCCAGAUAAACAGCUCACUCUGAAUGGAAUAUAUACUCACAUCACUAAAAACUACCCAUACUACAGAACUGCAGAUAAAGGCUGGCAGAAUUCGAUUCGCCACAAUCUGUCUUUAAACCGCUACUUUAUAAAAGUGCCCCGAUCCCAAGAAGAGCCUGGCAAAGGUUCGUUCUGGAGGAUAGAUCCAUCCACAGAGGGCAAGCUGAUGGAUCAGGCCUUCCGUAAAAGAAGGCCUCGUGGUGUUCCCUGCUUCAGGACCCCACUCGGCCCGCAGUCAUCCCGGAGUGCCCCUGCUUCUCCUAACCACACGGGGGCACUGUCGGCCCACUCUAGUGGCGUGCAGACUCCAGACAGCCUGUCGCGAGAAGGCUCUCCUGUUCCAACAGACCCUGAGCCUACCCCUGCUUCUGUUUCUACUCCAGCUGCUGCAGUUCAGCCCAAAUUAGCAGUCAUCCAAGAGGCUCGCUUUGCACAGAACACACCAGGUUCUCCAGUUUCCGGCCAACCCGUGCUAAUCACCGUCCAACGGCAGCUCCCACAGAGCCUCAAACCAUUGAGCUAUGCCAUGGCUACACCAGUCACCACCUCCCAGCAGCCCAUCAUGCAGACACUCCACGUGGUGCACCAGAUCCCUGCCGUCUCGGUGACUGCCGUUACAGGUUUUGCUACAGCCAAUGCACACAAACCCGAAGAGAAAGUUGUGUCCAAAACAGAACCGCAGGAGAAUGGGGAUCACAAAGAGGUCAAAGUGAAAGUAGAACCUGUGCCUGCCAUCACAACCACCUCUAUAGGUGCAGCAACUCGUGUUCUUCAGACUUCUGCAGCCACUCCCAUACAGACAGUUACUAUAGUGCAGCAGGCACCACUGGGACAGCAUCAGCUUCCCGUUAAGGCCAUCACACAAAACGGAACGCAUGUAGUGGCUGCAAUCCAAGGAUCAGUAAACACUGCCAGUCCUCUUCACAUGCUGGCCACUCACGCCUCUGCGUCAGCUUCUUUGCCCACCAAAAGGCAGAAUGGCGACCAGUCCAAGCAGCCCGACCCGAAACGGCUCAAGGCUGAUGACGGAGGGGACACGGGGGCCGUUUCCGCCGCAGCAGAGAGGAACACCACCGAUUAGAGCUGCCACGUCACUUUCCUUUAACCUCACAAAACCCUUCUUAGUUGAGAUCACACACCCCCAACCAUAAAUCCCACGUUAUUUGUUGUUCAGUCUAAGGUGCCAAAUCGGGAAGUGAGAAGCGAGUAGGAGGCGAGUAGAGCGAGUUAACGAUGGCACAGACCCAUGCAUGAUGUGCGAAGUCGAAGAAAGACAAGACAGACUGGUGAGAAGGACAAUUAGAAGUGGACAGCAAGAGUGUGACAGGAGACCUUUUUAAACAAAAAAAAUAUUUAAGUACUCACUGACAUAUGCAUACAUAUAUUGAUAUAGUGUACUUAAAGCUAUGAAAUGUACUUUAGAUCAAACUUAGCAGGAAGGUCCAUGCCCCCAUCUCUUCUACCUCCUCCGGGCAGAACUUAGAAGGUGAAGAGAUUGCGAUAUGGAUUUUUGCAUUCUCUGGACGAAACGCUGGAAGUUAUAACGAGUCAGUUUUAAAAUUUCAGGAAGCAGCCGGUAACAUCUCAACAUUGCUGUGUACGCAGUCAAUUAUACCACGUAUACUGGUCAUCUAUGGUUUCCUUUAACCGUAGCAUAACUUUGAUGGAUUUAUAUUGUACAUGCAGUAGAUCUAAAUUAUAGGCAGACUUCCUUCAUAUCCAGCAAGUUGUUAAAUAUACUGAGCAAACGAAUGAAAUUUCAAGAGGUCACAUAAGAACUUUCCAAAUAGCCCCCAAAAAAGUAAAAAAAAAAGAGGUUGGUUGUUUAAGCUGUGAAUCCGCACACAGUGGCAACUCGAUGAGUUUUCCUCUUGUUUCAACACAAUUCUCUUCAGCAAAAGUAGAAUGAGGAGCUUUUUUCCUCUCUCAUGGCAGCUAGCCUCGCUCAAUGUCGACCUACCUAAUCCAGUCCUUAGUAGAUAUGCAGUAAUUUGUUGUACAUGUGUAUCUUAGGAUAUAAUUUGUCUGUAUUUAUGUUCUCCACAGCACAGGUAUUUAACAACAAAAAAAACAGUGCUAAAGUGAGUUCCAUUGCAUUUAUCUCACACACUUUUUUAUUUUUUCUUUUCCUUUUUUUUUUUUUUUUUUUUAAACGUAUGGACUCAUACAUUUAUAGAAGUGAAUGUAAUUGCUUCCUCAAAGAAAACACUAUUAAUAGAAACUUGUGUUAAUUCUGUUGAAACAAAUCCAAACGGUUUCUCACCUCCUAAAGAGCGUUUUUUUUUUUCUUUUCUUUCAUAUUUUAAAAGAUAACCUAUGAAAUAAGGAAUAUAUUUCCAUUUGUAUUUCACUGAAAUAUUUCAUCAGAGCUUGCAUGAAAAUGUGUAGAGAGCAUAUACUGUACCUGAGCUGGUUCCUUAGAAAGGAACCAAGAAGGAAGAGAGAUGGGGUGGGGUAGCUUUUUUGUUUGUUUGUUUUUUCGUUUGUUUGUUUUUUUGGAGGGGGGUAAGACUGAAGAAGAAUCCGCUUUGAUUCGGACCACACUGCACUUAAAUCUCGUUAAUGCUAUUUCCUUUCUUCCCUUAACCCUUUUUUGUUUUUCAGUAUGUCCUUGGCUGUGUUGACUUAGUGUUACAGUUGACAGUUGCCCGUUAAUAUUAUUUUACGUUGUUCAGACAGCUGAAAGAGAUGGCUCGAAUGAAAUGUAUUCCACAAGAAAAAAUAUGUGGUAGAUGUUGUUCUGCUUCAGUGGGUAAAUGCAUUUUUUACAUAAAUUAAAAGCUUCAUAAUUUCUGUUCUAA